AUGGAAAUUGGUGGAAAAUCAAGUACCGAUCACCAGACAAUGGAUCAAAGCCAUGAAGUUUCACUUGCUAGCAAUUCUUUGGAGGAGCGAUUGAAAAACAUGAAGCUUUUCUCCCCGGCAUGCUGCAUCUAUAGAGUCCCUGAACGAUCGCGGAAGUUACAUAGAAAGGCAUAUACACCUCGAGUAGUCUCAAUAGGCCCUCUUCACCAUGAUAAGGAAAAUCUAAAAGCUAUGGAAGACCACAAAAUAAUGUACCUGCAACAAUUUCUUCAACAGAGCAAGGUAAGUCGGGAGGGUUUAUGUAACGUUAUCAAGGAUAAUGAAAAGGACUUACGUGAUUGUUAUGCAGAGACCACUGGUCUUAAUAAAGCAGAGUUUGUAACAAUGAUCUUACUGGAUGCUGUCUUCAUUAUUAUGGUCUUACUGAAGUUGAAGUACAGGAGUUUGGUUUUUAGAAAUGGACUUAGUGAUCGGAUUUUCUAUCGUCCAUUUAUGCUACAUGACGUAGUGUUCGAUAUGCUAUUGCUUGAAAAUCAGCUUCCGUUCUUCAUCCUCGAGAAGUUGUUUGAGCUAUCCAGUGUAGCUGAGAAUUGUACCAUUAUUGAGCUUACCUGUGGGUUUCUAAGAUGUCAAUGGGCUGGCUGGGUAAAAGAGGACAGUUGGAAAGCAAUCGAUUUCUCUGGAGUCCUACAUUUCGUUGACUUCCUAAGAAAGUGUCUGCAGCCACCGGCAUUGUGCCGUCGUGCUGUCGAAGAAACAGCCUUUUCAAGAGCACCCACUGCAACAGAGCUCCAUCAAUCUGGAGUGAAAUUUAGGAAUCCAGAAAAAAGCUUUCUAUUUGGCAUAACAUUCAGUAAAGGGAUUCUAGAAAUCCCACAACUGCAAAUAGAUGAAGGCACGGAAAUCUUAUUCAGAAAUCUCCUGGCCUUUGAGGAAUGCUAUAAUUGGAUUGAGGAUACUUUCGUAGAUGACUAUAUUACUUUCAUCAGCUGCCUCGUCAGGGCCCCUAAUGAUGUGAAAGUACUUGCUCGUAAAUGGAAUUCGAAAAAUAUGCAAGUGGUGUCGAAUCUUCUUUACAGUCAUGACCACAACAAUGUCACUACAAAUAGUUUUCUUUGGGGUGUCUGCGAUGCUCUGAAUUCACAUUGCAGAACGCGUAGGCAUAAUAAGUUAAAGACCUUGAAGGCAGCUUUGAAACAGAUGUUUGUCAAUAAUCCAUAG
Populus nigra (black poplar) is the source of this 1221-nucleotide messenger RNA. Its product is annotated as UPF0481 protein At3g47200-like. The coding region runs from base 1 to 1221 and encodes 406 amino acids. The record is from RefSeq and is a predicted model, not a curated record. The transcript has a single exon. Lineage: Eukaryota; Viridiplantae; Streptophyta; Magnoliopsida; Malpighiales; Salicaceae.